This is a messenger RNA of Miniopterus natalensis, 7509 nucleotides long. It is a transcript of the gene PEAK1, whose product is annotated as pseudopodium enriched atypical kinase 1. Lineage: Eukaryota; Metazoa; Chordata; Mammalia; Chiroptera; Miniopteridae. The record is from RefSeq and is a predicted model, not a curated record. Gene Ontology annotation, molecular function: ATP binding; protein kinase activity. Gene Ontology annotation, biological process: protein phosphorylation. Gene Ontology annotation, cellular component: focal adhesion; actin cytoskeleton.
UGCGGGAGGGUCGAGGGCCCGUGCGCGCGCGAACUCGCUCCCCCAGGAGUUCGCCCCCGAGUGCGCGCGCCGAUGGGCGGUGCUCUGGACUGUGCGGAGGAGGGCGGGUGGACUGGUGGCUGCGAGCGCGCCGUGCACUCGGCGGGGACUAGUAGUUACUGUUAGUGUCAAUUGCUCCGCGGCGGUGGCCGCGGUGACCAAGAAGGGGACGGGACGGCCGGCGAUGGUGGUCACCGCGGCAGAGUGUGCGCCCCUCAGAUUCCACAUGUAAGUGAAUCUGAUGGUAUUUGUCUUUCUCUGACUAUGUUUCCUUACAUAAUAACCUGCAGGUCCAUCCAUGUUGGCUCAAAUGAUUGAUGAUACUGGUGCUAGAUACAGAUGAAAGUUGUGCCAUGCACUGAAAGGAAAUUAUUGCCUGUGAAGUUCUGGUUUCUAAAAUGUCUGCCUGUAACACCUUUACUGAACAUGUUUGGAAACCUGGUGAAUGCAAGAACUGCUUUAAACCUAAAAGCUUGCACCAGCUUCCUCCAGACCCUGAGAAGACACCCAUCACCCACGGCCAUGUGAAAACUAAUGCCAAUCACAGUAACAACCACCGUAUCAGGAACACUACAAAUUUCCGGCCUCCUGUGGCUAAAAAACCCACUAUAGCUGUGAAGCCCACUAUGAUGGUGGCAGAUGGGCAAAGUAUAUGUGGUGAGCUUAGUGUCCAAGGACACUGUGAGAACGAACCUGUCAUCAUAGAAAGGAACCGAAACAGGACAGCCUUGAAUCAGAAACCACUCAAUAAUAAUAAUAAUAAAGAUGAUAUUGAAGGAGUUAGCCAUGUUUCUAAACCUUUUGGCAAUAAUGAUAGUGCAAAGAAGGUAUCAAAUAAUAAUAAUAAUGGACUAACUGAAAUGUUGAAGGAGAUAGCAGGCUUGGAUACUACCCCUCAGAGAAGAGUAAAUGAAACCAAUGCCAAAGAAAUAUUUUUAGGAAGAAUAAAUGACUGCUAUAAACGAUCAUUGGAAAGAAAGCUUCCACCAAGUUGCAUGAUGGGUGGGAUAAAGGAUACUCAGGGCAAGCAUGUUAUUCUGAGUGGGAGCACAGAAGUGAUCAGUAAUGAAGGGGGCCGGUUCUGUUACCCAGAGUUUUCUAGUGGAGAGGAGACUGAGGAAGAUGUACUUUUCAGUAACAUGGAAGAAGAGCAUGAAAGCUGGGAUGAGAGUGAUGAAGAACUGUUGGCCAUGGAGAUUCGAAUGAGAGGGCAACCUCGCUUCGCUAAUUUUAGGGCAAACACUUUGUCUCCUGUUCAAUUCUAUGUGGACAAAAAGUGGAAUACUGUCCCUCUGCGAAAUAAAUCUCUGCAGAGAAUCUGUGCUGUAGACUAUGAUGACAGUUAUGAUGAAAUCCUGAAUGGUUAUGAAGAGAAUUCUGUGGUCUCCUAUGGACCAGGAAGCAUUCAGAGCAUGAUGUCAUCUGACUCCACUUCACCAGAUUCUUCUUUAACAGAAGAAUCAUGUUCUGAGACAGCCAGUAGUUUAUCUCAGAAGAUAUGUAAUGGGGGAAUAUCUCCUGAUACCACAGGAGAUUCUAAGGAUAUGAAGGAAAGUGAGCCCAGUUAUGAAAGCCUCUCUGGUUACAAUCAAGAGAAGGAUUCAUCACAAGCAUCCAAAAGUUCAGUAAAAGUUGCAGAGACACACAAAGCAGUCCUUGCUCUCCGAUUAGAAGAGAAAGAUGGCAAGAUUGCUGUACAAACUGAGAAGCAAGAAAGUAAAGCCUCUACAGAUAUUGCUGGGCAAGCAGUAAUCAUAAACCUCAUUCCUGUACAAGAGCAAGCAAAGCCCUACCGCGUAGUAAAUCUUGAACAGCCAUUGUGCAGGCCAUAUACUGUUGUAGACGUGUCAGCAGCCAUGGCCAGUGAGCACCUAGAGGACCCUGUUAACAGCUCCAAGACGAAAAGCUCUUCUUCUACUCCAAACUCUCCAGUUACAUCACCUAUAUCAAAAUCAGGACGAAUAAGUGCCCAUUUCAAAAAAUCCAGUGCAAUUCGAUACCAGGAAGUAUGGACUUCCAGUACCAGUCCACGACAAAAGAUACCUAAGAUAGAAUUAAUUAGUGGUGGAACUGGACCAAAUGUCCCUCCAAGGAAAAACUGUCACAAAUCAGCACCUACUUCACCCAUAGCUACAAAUGUUUCCUCCAAAACCAUCCCUGUUAAGUCACCUAAUUUGUCUGAAAUAAAAUUUAAUAGUUAUAACAAUGCUGGUAUGCCUCCUUUUCCAAUUAUCAUUCAUGAUGAGCCAACUUAUGCUCGGAGUUCCAAAAAUGCUAUCAAAGUUCCCAUUGUAAUCAAUCCAAAUGCAUAUGACAAUCUAGCCAUUUAUAAAAGUUUCCUUGGAACAAGUGGAGAACUUUCAGUAAAGGAAAAAACCACAAGUAUGAUAAGCCAUACUUAUGAAGAAAUAGAAACUGCAAGCAAAGUGUCUGAUGACAUCACUAGCAACCCCACUGAUUGUCCCCAAGCUAAAGGAUUUUCAGAUAGCACAGAAUGUAAAAGGGGCUCAGUGGCUCAGAAGGUCCAGGAGUUUAACAGCUGUCUUAACAGAGGCCAGUCUUCACCACAGAGAAGCAGUAGUUCCAGCCACAGCUCCCCAACCAAGAUCCAGAGAACCACUCAAGAACCUAUUGCCAGAACAGAAGGCACUCAGGAGUCUCAGCUGGUGGGCAGUGGCAGCAGCGGCAGGGAGAAAGCAAGUAUAGUGCUGUCUCAGAUUGUGGCUUCUAUCCAACCCCCACAGACUCCUCCAGAAAUGCCCCAGUCAGGCCUUAAAGCUUGCAGUGUGGAAGAGCUUUAUGCAAUUCCUCCAGAUGUUGAUGCUGCUAAAAGUACACCAGUUCGACCCAAAUCUCUCUUUACAUCUCAGUCCAGCGAUGAGCAUGAAGCACCUCAGACCACAGAAAAUCUUAUCACUAAAGUACAGAAAGAUCUACUGGCAAAGCCAGACUCAGCGUCUCCCUCCAAAUUAGUGAUUAAUCCCCAGAGUGAGCCAUCACCUCCUUUUCCCCCACCACGCUCUACUUCCUCCCCUUACCAUGCAAGUAACCUUUUGCAGAAGCAUUUCACCAACUGGACCAAGCCAACCAGCCCUACCAGGUCAACGGAAGCUGAAUCAGUUUUGCUCCCUGAAGGCAGCAGGCGGGCAGCUGAUGCAAAACCUAAACGCUGGAUAUCAUUUAAAAGCUUCUUCCGCCGCAGGAAAACAGAUGAGGAGGAUGACAAAGAGAAAGAACGAGAGAAAGGGAAACUGGUGGGCCUGGAUGGCACAGUCAUCCACAUGCUGCCCCCUCCUCCAGUUCAGCGCCAUCACUGGUUCACAGAGGCAAAAGGAGAGUCCAGUGAGAAGCCAGCCAUCAUCUUCAUGUACAGGUGUGACCCUGCUGAAGGCCAGCUCAGCGUGGAUCAGAGUAAGGCUGAAGCAGGCCAGCCAGCAGUUAAGGAGAAGGGUGGAACACCGGAUGGGUUACUCCUGGACUCAGAGAAGAAGAAGAAAAGGAGUCAUUCGCCGUCACAGGUUCCUAAAAAAAUUCUCAGUCAUGUGACCCAUGAAGUGACAGAGGAUUUUUCUCCUUGGGAUCCAAAAACUGUUCUUGUGAAGCAAGAUGGUGGAGACUGCACACCAGCAGUGCCCCUCCCUGAACCGAAAAGGGAAGAGGAAAAAGAAGACAUUUCAGAUCCUAUGGACCUGAAUCCCUGUAGUGCAAUAUACAGCAACUUAGGGCAAUCUAGAGCAGCUAUGAUACCUCCCAAGCAUCCACGGCAGCCUAAGGGGGCUUUGGAUGAUGCCAUUGCCUUUGGUGGGAAAACAGACGAAGAAGCACCUAAUGCUUCCCAAACUAAACCACCCCCACUGCCAAAGAAAAUGAUCAUGCGAGCCAACACAGAACCAAUCUCCAAAGACCUCCAAAAAUCCAUGGAAACUAAUCUUUGUGUCAUGGCUAAUCCCACCUAUGAUAUUGAUCCCAACUGGGAUGCCAGCAGUGCUGGCUCUUCUAUCAGUUAUGAACUCAAGGGACUGGACAUUGAGUCUUAUGACUCCUUGGAGAGGCCUUUGCAUAAGGAGCAACCUAUCCCCUCAGCAGCAAACAGCACCUCCAACUUAACCACUCUCAGUAUUAAGGAUAGAUUUUCCAACAGCAUGGAGUCCCUGUCCAGUCGACGUGGUCCCUCUUGGAGACAGGGCCAAGGCAUCCGGAAGCCACAGAGACAUGCACUUUAUCGAGGACUUGAGAAUUGGGAAGAAGUGGUGGGAAAAAUCCGAAGCCUUCAUACAGAUGCCUUAAAGAAAUUGGCUAUUAAAUGUGAAGACCUCUUCAUGGCUGGGCAGAAAGACAAACUCCGUUUUGGCGUGGACAGCUGGUCAGACUUCAGGCUAACCAGUGACAAGCCAUGUUGUGAGGCCGGUGAUGCAGUUUACUACACAGCUUCAUAUGCAAAAGAUCCACUUAAUAGUUAUGCAGUCAAGAUCUGUAAGAGCAAAGCUAAAGAAUCUCAGCAGUAUUAUCACAGCUUGGCUGUUCGGCAGAGUCUGGCUGUCCAUUUUAACAUCCAGCAGGACUGUGGUCAUUUCCUUGCUGAGGUCCCUAAGCGUCUGCUUCCCUGGGAGGAUCCUGAUGCCCCUGAAGAGGAAGAGGACGAAAUACAAGAGAAUGAAGAAGAAAUGAAAGGAAAAAAUGAUGGGAAAACCCCAGAGCCCUGCUUUGAAACAGAGUCAUCCCAGAAAGAAAACCCGGGAAUCAUUAGCAAGAAGCAGAGAAGUCACGUUGUGGUCAUCACCAGAGAGGUUCCCUAUCUCACGAUGGCUGAUUUUGUGCAGGACUCUCUGGUUCAGCAUCGGAAAAGCCCUGAUUCAUAUGAGAGGCAAGUGUGUCUGCUGCUCUUACAGCUGUGCUCUGGUCUUGAGCACCUCAAACCCUAUCACGUCACUCACUGUGAUCUACGUCUGGAGAACCUGCUGCUUGUCCACUACCAGCUAGGGGGAACCACCCAGGGCCUUGGGCCUGCAGAACCCAAUCCCACCUCAUCUUGUCUCACAAGGCUUAUAGUAAGCAACUUCUCUCAGGCCAAGCAGAAGAGCCACCUGGUGGACCCUGAGAUCCUCCGGGACCAGUCCCGCCUUGCCCCAGAGAUCAUAACAGCCACCCAGUACAAAAAGUGUGAUGAGUUCCAGACAGGCAUCCUCAUCUAUGAGAUGCUACACCUGCCCAACCCCUUUGAUGAGAACCCAGAACUGAAGGAGAAGGAGUACACUCCAGCAGACCUGCCCCAAAUCCCACUCCGCUCCCCCUAUUCCUGGGGCCUUCAGCAGCUGGCCAGCUGCCUCCUGAACCCCAACCCUUCUGAGCGUAUCCUCAUUUCAGAUGCCAAAGGUGUCCUCCAGUGUCUGCUCUGGGGCCCCCGGGAAGAUCUCUUCCAGAUUUUCACCAAUGCCCCCAGCCCAGUGCAGAGGAAUACCCUGCUCCAAAACUGGCUGGACAUCAAGCGAACAUUGCUAAUGAUCAAGUUUGCUGAGAAGUCCCUGGACAGGGAGGGUGGGGUCAGCCUUGAGGACUGGCUUUGUGCUCAGUAUUUGGCUUUUACCACUCCAGACUCUCUCAGUUGUAUUGUGAAAAUUCUGCAACACCGUUAAUGUAUCCUGGUUGCUGCUCUUCAUCUUCAUCAUCUUCAAGUCACCCAUGCACUUCCCCAUCCUAGUACUCACCCACAGUUCAAGGAAAGAAGAGAGAAACUGUUCAUCCCUGUCCACGAACAAAUGAGUCUACUCAGAAAGAUUAUCCACAGCUCCAAAUCAAGUGAGAAGCUGAGUCUGUCUUAACUUCAGAAAUUCAACUGGACAAACAUUCAGUUGCUUUCCAUUGGAGCACCUUUCACCCUAAUUGUCCCACAAAUGCAGGUAAAAAAUGAAAAUGAACAUUUUUAAAGGGACAGCUCCUUUGAUAUGAACUCAGUGAGUUAUGUCCAGUUGCUCCAUAAUUCUGAAUUUCACCUGUGUUUUUAACACCAAGUUAAAAACCAAGUUGCUAUUCUUAUUAGCAAUAGAUAAAUUUAACUAAGUCUUACCAUCAUGCACUAAGCUGUCGCAGCAGACUUUCUUCCUCUGUUACCAGGUAAAACUGCCAUCCUUAGUAUCCACCCAAUUUUCAUUCCAGGGACUAUAUUCUUUGUUCCAGUAGAUAGUAUAAGGACAAGGAGAGAACCAUCCCCUUGGAUCAUGGACACAUUUUCACUUCUGUUACUAAUAAGUGGGUGUACUGCAUGGAGGAUGCCCUAACAAUCUUCCCUCUGCUGCCACAGCCUGAUUCUACUUCACCUUUACUUUGUCCCCACUUGCCUAUGAAGUUUGGGCUUAUUUGCUACUUGUGGCCUGUUACAGAGCUAACACAAAGUGGUGUCACCCAUUCCUGAGCAGGGUGGAGUGCAGUUUAGAUCAUAUAAACAGCUAGCAGUACAGAAGGAAAUGAUUUUUCUGCAUGCGUAGUUUUCUUGGGGCCACCAGGGAACAGAGUUUAAAGUACCGUUCUUUGAUUAUUGUCAAAGUUGGCAGCCAAGGCUGGUGGUGCCCAGAUCAUAGCUUUUUCCCUCAAACAGUAAUUGGCCAGCUUUCUUCUAUCAGUAGCUAGUAUUUACUAGUAUUAACUAGUCUACCAAAUCCUAUAGACAACUGCCCUGAAUGAAACAGCUGUCAGUCCACCUCUGAGAUCUCGAGAUCUUUGAAGGAAUGGCCCAGAUGGCUAUUAUAAUGACCAAGAGAAGACCACGAAUAAGACUGCUGACCACCUCAGAAUGCUGACCUUUUCUGGAGCAACUGCCUCCCAGUUGCCCUGGCGUGUUGCUCUUUAUGACUCUGAAAUGGCUCUAGAGAACAACUCACAGGGAAUUUUGAUUGCUGAGGUGGGUGGCUGAAAGCUAUUUACUGUAGUACAUGGGGGUCUGUGCUCCUUUCCUAUGGAUAUGUGUGCAAUUUUUCUAUGAUUUUUUUAGCUGUGUAUUACAGUGUUUAUGUUGCAACUUCACCUGAAGAAAAAUCUUUAGAAAUCCUCCCCUUCUUCCCGUGGCACAUAUUUGCGCUGACACGAGUCUUCCUUCCGUGGGGGGGGGAUGUGAGUGUGUGUGUGUGUGUGUACUUGUUUUAUUCAAAACUGUGAGUAUCUGUUUAUUUCAAUCUUGCAAUCCCAGAAGUCACUUGGACAGUGUGAGUAUCCAUACACAUGUGGGCCUAUGUGUGUGCACACACAUGCUAGAAGUAGAGAGGCGCCAGGCUUCUGGGGGAGCAACCUGGGCAGAGUUGAUAGACAUGUUCUCUGUACCUAGUCACUGAGGGAGCCCUUGGAACCCUCAUCUACUAGUGCAGGGUUUCUUAAAGUCAGGACUGGCUGUGCAGUGUUACUUAGAUAGCAUAUUAGUGGCCAUUUGAAAUUUAUUAAUUUUUAAAAAUAUAUAUAUAUUUUUAUUGAUUUCAGAGAGAG